GAAGUUAGAGGCUCAAACGUACGAACCAAUUUGCAAAAGAGACCAGAGAUAUAUCUUAUUCCAACAUGACGAUAGUAGAGCUCGUAGUGCACAUGGACUGUGCUGGCUGCGAGACCAAGAUAAGGAAAGCUCUGAAAAAGCUGAAAGGAGUGGAUGCUAUUGAUGUAGACGUCAACACGCAGAAGGUGACUGUAAUGGGAUGGGCUGACCAAAAAAAAGUGUUGAAAGCAGUUAGGAAGACUGGAAAGAGAGCUGAGCUUUGGCCUUACCCUUACAAUCCACAAUACCACAACAUCAAUAAUCUCCAAUACUACCGUCAACAUCAGCCACACGAUCAUCAUCAUGAUCAUCACCAUCAUGGCUACAAGAAGCAAGCACCCAUCAUCACCUAUAACUCAAUACCUAAUUCAUCCUACUCCUACAACUACUACAAGCAUGGCUCCACAAGUCAUGAGCAUGGCUACUAUCAACCUCCUCCUUACUCCACCAUUUUUAGCGAGCAGGACACUGCUGCGUUCAGUGACGAUAACCCUCAUGCUUGCUCCAUAAUGUGAAUUGACUGUGAUGUGAACAUAUUAAGAUAUGUAUAUAUGCCAGUGGUUUUCUCCAGCUUUUUUGUUUUCAUCUUUUAAUAAGAAUGUUAGCGUCAGUUGUUUAUGCACCGACAAUUCUAUGACGUGGUGGCAUAACUUUUUAGUUUUAAGGUUUUCUUCUUCACUACCUUUGUAAAUACGGUGUGUUGUCAUGUAUAUUAUUAUAAUACAGAGUGGUGGCGACAUAUAAUUAUUUGGUUCC
Prunus mume (Japanese apricot) is the source of this 795-nucleotide messenger RNA. RefSeq names its product heavy metal-associated isoprenylated plant protein 28. Gene Ontology annotation, molecular function: metal ion binding. The record is from RefSeq and is a predicted model, not a curated record. NCBI's taxonomy places the organism in Eukaryota, Viridiplantae, Streptophyta, Magnoliopsida, Rosales, Rosaceae.